Fusarium vanettenii 77-13-4 is the source of this 810-nucleotide messenger RNA. RefSeq lists its product as uncharacterized. NCBI's taxonomy places the organism in Eukaryota, Fungi, Ascomycota, Sordariomycetes, Hypocreales, Nectriaceae. The coding region runs from base 1 to 810 and encodes 269 amino acids. The transcript has 3 exons. The record is from RefSeq and is a predicted model, not a curated record.
AUGCUUCUUUUUACUCGACCAGCCGUUGCCCUCACUCUUGUCCUGAGCUCCUUGACUGUAUGCCAUGGAGCUGUUUUCAAGGCGCCGAAAUGUGUUGGCGAUAUUACCGAAUUUCCAAAUUGCAUGAAGGCGGACGAGAUUGCCAGAAAAUGCAGUAACAAGUCAAAGCAAGAAACCAUUGACUGCUUCUGCACCCAGGAGCUUCUCGAUGCUUAUGUUGGGUGCAAGGGCGAAUUCAGGCAAUGCGUCUUGGGAAACUCAUACGACAGUUUUGUUGAGGAUGAGAUCGCCAACUGGCAAGAUGCCUGUGGUCCAUAUCUCCCAGACGACAUCACAACUCCAACGGCAAUCGCCGCGACAAGAACGUUGGAUGAAGACACUUGCCAGACGAUUGCCGAGAGCUGUGCCCAAAUGACCAAGUCAAUCACCUCGUGCUCUUCCGAGUACACCAAAGGAGCAGAACUCACGAGCUGUCGCUGCCAAGAGUCGAUUGUUGCUCUAGCCUCGGUGUGUAUCAUUGAUGGGCCCGAGUCUUGCAUCGGAACGAGUGUGGCUAGCAAAGACAUAUGGGAGUACCAGAACUGUGCAGCUGCCACUGGAGUUUUCGAGACGUCAACGGACAAGGGCCCGGUCACCGUAACGGCGGGAGCUACUACUGCUGGGGAUGCGCCACCCACCACUCUAACCUUCGGUCCGGGUGCUACUGCUGCGACUACAACCUCUGGUAGCAGCUGCUUGAAGUGUUCAAAGACAGGAAGGGGUGCUUUGGGUGCUGUUCUUCUCAUGGUGGCAUAUGCCUCGUUUGCCUAG